Passer domesticus (house sparrow) is the source of this 1411-nucleotide messenger RNA. RefSeq names its product maestro heat-like repeat-containing protein family member 6. Gene Ontology annotation, cellular component: cytoplasm. The record is from RefSeq and is a predicted model, not a curated record. Bases 89 to 1411 code for a protein of 440 amino acids. NCBI's taxonomy places the organism in Eukaryota, Metazoa, Chordata, Aves, Passeriformes, Passeridae. The transcript is spliced from 11 exons.
UGACAUUGUGAGGCUGGCUGAAGAACAUCCUGUUGAUGUGGUGCUGACCCUCCUGCGCUGUGCCCCAACGUGUGACAGAGCUGCUGCAAUGAUGUGGAGAGCCAUUGCUUCAUCAAGACUAACAAUGGAGAAAGUGCUGCCAACACUGGUCCGUGUAAUGGAGGAUUGGCCUCUGAGCAAAAUGUGCACCUCCGAUGGGGACAAUCAGGAUGUUUUUGCCCUGGCUGCAACUCUGGUGAUCUGGGUGAUUGUCCAGGUGCCUCUGUACCAUGAGACAAGGAUUCAUUCUUUCUACCCUCUGUUUACGGCUCUGCUCUUCCACGUUGUCAUCACCACACAGCAGAUGCCACCAGAGGAAGUUGAAAACUUCUGGAGAGCAUGCCAGGAGGAAAAUCGCCUUCCCUGCAGGCCCAACAGGUUUGCAGUGCAGGCCAUGAAGGCUCUGCUCUACCGACUGCAGUGUGACCAGGAGGUGAUGGAUAUGGAGCGUAAGUGUGGCUGGGACACGCUGCUGACUGCUCACACCCAGCACUAUGCCGUGGGUCUGCUGGCCAGGGAGAUGCGCCAUGUCUUGACCUCCAUGUGUUCCCAUGUCGCAUACCGCCUUCUCCUCGUGCUCAGCUGUGAAAAGCCAAGGUGGGAUCUGCCCUUCCUGGCAUUCCUUGUGGAGGUCCUCGAGUGCCUGGACUUGAGUAAAUGUGCUCACACUGUCCUGAAGAUCAUGUCAAGUUGCCUGCACAGCAAGUGCAGGGAGAGGCGUCGCCUGGCACUCAGAGGCCUCGUGGUGCUCAGCAAGGAUCCCUCAAUGGCCAGACCUAUACGCAGCGUGUCUCGAAGACUUCUGGAGCUGCUGGGUGAUGCAGAUGGACAGGUGGUCAGCAUGUCCCUCUCUCUGUUGAAGAAGAUGCUCCAGAAAAAACAUCUCAUGAUAUCCAGCACUUCUGCCCCAAAGCUAGCUGAGGCACUCCUGCCACUCUUUGACCGUGACAACAGCCAUCUGCAGCUGCUCUCCAUUUCCCUCUUCUGCAAGGUGAUGGAAUUGGUAGUGGAAGAGGGUAAAAAGCCCCUGAAGAGAAUUGUGAGCCAGAGCCUGCUCCCACUCUUCUUGCACUGCCAUGAGGAGAACCAGCGUGUGGCAGAGGCCUCUAUGAAAACGCUGUAUUGUGCGGCUGGCUUCUUGGAGAAGACGGAUCUCCAGAGGGUUCUGAAGAUAGAGCAGCCAUUGAAAAUUGAUGAGUGCCUGCUGCUAGAGGACAGGAGACAAGCGAGCGAGCGCAUGCAAUGGGCCCUGCGGUUCCUGGAUAGCCCACAGGAGUCCCUGCGAGAGGCGGCCUUCAGGAUCAUCGGGAUGGCUGCGCGCUACCUGUCGAGGAAGAGGGAAGAGCUCCAGUUCCACAGUCAGGGUGAGUGA